Aplosporella prunicola CBS 121167 is the source of this 1098-nucleotide messenger RNA. RefSeq lists its product as uncharacterized. NCBI's taxonomy places the organism in Eukaryota, Fungi, Ascomycota, Dothideomycetes, Botryosphaeriales, Aplosporellaceae. Bases 1 to 1098 code for a protein of 365 amino acids. The transcript has a single exon. The record is from RefSeq and is a predicted model, not a curated record.
AUGCUCGAAUCUGCAAUAGCCCCAAAUUUGACAGUGCCUCGCAGCCAGCCAGCUGCAAUGCCGCCAAAUAGCACACCACCCUUUCCGGCAUACUGCUCCAGGUUCCCGGAAUCCACCAAAGACAUCGUUAUGGCCAUCAUUGGCGCUCAAUCGCACGACCAAGAGGAACUCGGUAUCGAUACUCUUGACCCGGUUCGAAAAUUUGUGGACGAUGCCAACUGCUCGCCUCGGUUCUGGGACAUCGCCAGCGGCCGUGAUAGCCAGGACAGGCAUAAUGUGAUCCUUAUCGCAUACUGGUCAAGCCGCGCCGACUACGAGCAAUGGACACGAGAAAGUGGGUUUGAGAAGUGGUGGAGUGGCCUGGAUCCGCAAGAUCAACCUCAUGGCUGGUUCCUUGAGGUCCUUUUUCCUCCAAUGCAGAAUCUCGAGACAAUCUUCACCACUGUUGAGCCGCCCGAAGGCGUAGGGCAGAUGCAAAAGUGUAUAUCUGCGCCCUUUCAAGAACACGGAUAUUGGGGCAGUAUGAGAGACCGCAUGCCCGCCGCGCAGACGGAUCCACUUGUUGGGGAGAACCGGGAGAUGGAUGCGGCAUUUACCCCUGAACGUUCAUCUCAGGGCUUAGAAACGGGCGAAAGCAACGAACGGAAGCGUGUGAGGGUGCCAGGGAAAGAGAACCUCUGCGUCAUCCGUUCAGGCCAAGAUUGGUCCGUCGCGAGCCAGCGAGAACGUUCACUGUACCUCGAAUCCAUGCAUCCUGUUCUCACCAAGGGAAUGGAUUUCCUAAGGAACGAAGGAAAGGACAUUGGCUGCUACAACUGCCGUUUCAUGGAGAUCCGCGAUACAAACAACGAUGCCCUGUCUAAAUCCGAUCGCACCUUUGGACUUGCCUUCUUUAAUGACAUGGCGUCUCUGGAAAACUGGUCCAAGAAACACGAGACGCACCUUGAUAUCUUUGGAAGGUUCUUGAAGUAUACGAAGGAACUGAACUUUGACAUCUCGCUCAGGCUGUAUCAUGAGGUAUAUGUGUUGAAGCCGGAUCAGCAAUUGUUUGAAUAUGUUGGCUGCCACCCCGAAGCUGGUCUUUUAGCAUUGAUGUAA